AUGGAAAUAAUGGAAAAAAUCAUCAUAAUAAUCGUCGAAAACGACGAAACAAAACAAAAUCAUCAACCAAAUCAACGGUGAAACAAGAAAUAAUUGUAAAAAAUGAUAACAAUAAAUCUAUGAAUGACAUACAUUCAUCGAAUGAACAACAACGAAAACAACCGAAAAAUUUAAAUAAUCAUGGAAAUAAUAAAAUCAAUACUGAUGAUAAUGAUAUAAUGUCAAUGGCAACUUAUAAUAUUAAUCAUAAAAUGAUUGAUGAUGAUGAACAUCAGAAUCAUAAUAAUGAUGAUGUUGAUAACAAUAUUGUUGUCAAUAAUGAUAAUGAUAAUAAUAAUUAUAAAUAUAAUUUAUCAUUAGUCGAACGUUUAUCAAUGUUAACAUUUGAAUUACAUUCAGAUCUAAUUCAAUUCUAUGAAUUAUAUGAACAACAUUUGGAACCAAUGUUAUCCGAUCCGUUAUUAAUAUCAUCAUCAUCAUCAUCAUCGACAAUAACAAAUGAUUCAUUAGAAUCUAUUCGACAACGACAAUCAAUGAUUGUUGAACGUUUUCAAGAAUGGCUUGUAAUGGUUGAUGAUGAUGAAGAUGAAGAUGAUGGUGUGGAUCAAGGUAUUAUCGAUGAUAAUGAUAAUGAUGUCGUUGAUGACGAUGAUGAAGAUGACGAUAAUGAAUUAAUCGACGAAUCAUUAGUAUUAACAUCAUCAUCCGGACAAUUGGAUGAUGAAAAUGAAAAUGAUGAUAAUGAAAAUGAAGAACGAAUCAAUAGGCGAAAAAUUCGUAAACAAAUUAUUAUGAAUAAUUUAGCAGCUCGUUCACGUAAACAUGCAUAUAAAGUUUUACAAUUUUGUUUAAGAAUCUAUCUUGAUCUAUAUUUGUUACGACAAUUUUUUCGUGAUAUUCGUGAAACAUUAUUGGUUGAACAUUCUGGUUAUGAUCAACAAUUAAUUGAAUCAUAUCGUCAUGAAUUGGAUCUUUGUAUUGAACAUUUAUUAACAAAAGAAUAUGUUGAAAUGGAAUGUUUAAUUGAGGAAUAUUUAAAAUUUCGUAAUCAUUCGGAAAUAUUACCAAAUUUUUCAAUCAAAAUGAUUGAAUGUAAUCAGAUAAUGAAAACAAAAUCUAUAUUAGCCGAAUUGGAUAAAGAUGAACAGCUACGAUUUGAAUUUAUCGAUCAUUUAAUUGAAGAUUCAAAAACAUUUACAUUGGAAACAAUGAACACUGAUGUUUUAAAAGAUUGUUGUUCAUUCAUUUAUUCAACAAUGGCAAAUGGUAAUAAUCGUAAUGAUAUACAACAAUCAUCAUCAUCAUCAUCAUUAUUAUUGAAUGAUUCGAAUGAAUUACGAACAAAUCGAAUUAAAUGUUCAAUAAAAUCGGCUAAAAAUCUGUCAUCAUCAUCGUCAGACUUAUCUGCUAAUCGUGAAUUACUUGAUGAUUUUGUUUUUCAAAUGUAUUAUAAAUAUGUAAUCGAAGCAAUGGCCACAACAAAUGUUUUCGAUGAUAAUAAUCGUAAUCGAAAAAAAUUACGUCCAGAAAUAGCAUUAGCAAAGAGUUUAAAAAUUCGUAAAGAUAAAAGUAUUGAAUGUCAAUUAUGUGUCGAACCUGUACGAUUUGAAACAAUGCUUGAAUUGAAUUUACAUAUGAAUGAUUGUCAUACACCACCGCCGGUACAACCACCACCACCACCACCAAUAUCAAUACCAUCAUCAUCAUCAUCAUCGUCUUCAUCUACAGCAGCAACAACAACGACAACUACGGUUAAUCAAAAUCAACAAUCUACGGUAGCAAAAGAUAAAAUUAAAAAUCGUAAAAAAGGUUCUCGUAAAAAAAAAUCAAAAAAGAAAAUAUCCAAUGAUAAUGAUAAUGAUGAUAAUAUGUAUGUUCCGGAUAAUCCAGCUCAUUUUAUACUUCAAUCGAUGGUUAUUGAACAAGUGUUGGCUGCCAAACGAAAAUCUCAAGAAAAGAAACAAAUAAUCGAUAAUGACGAAAAUCAAAUGGAUGAUGGUGUUGAUAAGCACGUGAAUGUUUUGAAAAAAUUACUAUCAAAAUUAUCUAACGAUAAAGAAUCUACUUUUGGACAACAAAAACAACGAUUGCUCGAAGCCUGUUUGUUUGAUCAUGAGGAAAAAUCCUUACCUGUUGAAAUUAUUCAGCAUCUUAUGAAUGCAGAUAAUUCAAAUUAUUCAUGGGAACAAUUGUUCGUUGAUAUACAAUCGGGUAAUCUUAAUAAUCUUUUCGAUAUUCCUUCAGAAAAGUUGUUUGAUGAUAAUGUUGGUGAAUGUGUAGAUCUACCGGAUGAUUUCAUUGAUGAUGAUGAUGAUGAUAAUGAUGAUAAUGAUGAUGAUAAUGAAAAAUUGAAAUUGGAAGAAACGUUACAUCAUACCGAUAAAGUAUCUGAUGAGAUUAAUGGUCAUCAUUCGAAUCAAACGGAACAAAUAAAUUCAAUAGUUAACAUGAAUGAGCAAACAUUAAAACAAUCAAAAAGUCAACAACGACGACAUCAACGAAAUCAUCGUCGAUUAUUACGAAAAUUUGAACAAAAAAUUUCACGUCUUUUAACGGAAAAAGGUGAUUGGAAAAAUGAAUCCGUAUGGUUGACAUUGAGGAAUCGUGUUCGUGAUGAUUUCAUCGAUUUAAUUCGUAAAUCAACUACAGGAUUAAGUGCAAACAACACUACCAAUUCUUCCGCUAUAACUAUUAAUAAUCCAAUUGUUACAUCUUCAUUAUCAUCAAUACGACUGCCAGAUAUUCAAAAUGAAUCAACUGUUAAUGAAAAUCCAAUCCUAUUAUCAUCAAUGAUUAAUAAUGAUAAUCUUAAUGAUGAUGAUGGUCAAAAGCAAAAUACACAAAUAUUACCACCGCCAUUACCAUUACCAAGACGAUCCCAAUCAUCAUCAUCAACAAUAACAACGUCAACAACAACAACAACAUCGAAACAAAUGAAAAAUAAUCCAUUGAAAUUAUCAAAUGAUAAUGAAAAUGAUCCUAUACCACAGAUUUUGUGUCGUCGUUGUCAGAAUCGAAAUUCAAAUGCUAUAAUCUGUGAACAUAUUUCCAAAGUGGUACAUCGAAUUUUAAAUAAUCCAGUUUGAAUAUUUAAAAAAAAAAUAAUGAUGAUAAAAUAUAUAUUGAUUGGAAAUUUGUUUAUAUGACAUGCUUAUAUUACUAUAUUA
Molecule: messenger RNA, 3167 nt
Organism: Dermatophagoides pteronyssinus (European house dust mite)
Lineage: Eukaryota; Metazoa; Arthropoda; Arachnida; Sarcoptiformes; Pyroglyphidae
Source: RefSeq, a predicted model, not a curated record